Messenger RNA from Acanthaster planci (crown-of-thorns starfish), 3879 nucleotides. It is a transcript of the gene ppp1r21, whose product is annotated as protein phosphatase 1 regulatory subunit 21. NCBI's taxonomy places the organism in Eukaryota, Metazoa, Echinodermata, Asteroidea, Valvatida, Acanthasteridae. Gene Ontology annotation, cellular component: early endosome; membrane. The record is from RefSeq and is a predicted model, not a curated record.
AAAAACAACGAUAACAGCAAAAAUUGCAGUGUCAGCUGGACGGACGUAUGCAAGUCUAAUUUCGUAUUCAACAGCGCCCUCGCGCAAUAUGAGACUCUUUUUUUUCUUCGGAUCCUUUUACUAGGAAGACGACCGACUUCUGACUUAUGGAAAAUGGGCUAUGUGAUGCAUGACGCCUACCUUUCGCUCGUAGUCGUACCAUGCAUCAUGGAGGAAUAAACUGUCAUUGUGAAACUUCUCUUAGAAUUUUUCUACUUUUCCAGACGACUUCGACAAGUGUCAUCCUACUUUUACACUACCAGCAUGGCAGACCUUCAAACCAAGUACCAGAAGCUUGCUCAAGAGUUUGCUAAGCUUCGAGCUCAAAAUCAGGUGCUGAAGAAGGCUGUUGUGGAUGAGCAAGAGAAACAGAACUCACUCAAGGACAAUCUCAAGGAGAAAGACCAGAAGAUCCGCAAGUUUGAACAGGAGCUGGACAGCCUGACCUUCCGGAAUCAACAGCUGACGAAAAGGGUCAACGUCCUGCAGGAUGAGCUGGAGGCUGCCGAGGGAAAGGGCAAAAAGAACAAGAGUCGAGAGGCUGAUCAUGGCAUGUCCAACAGAGCUGCAUUGCCCGGAGUGAUGAACGAAGAGCUGCAGAGCAAGAUCAAGGAAAACGAACGGCUUCACAAGCAGGUUUACGAGACCACCCAGAGCCACCAGCAGGCCAUGAUGCAGCUGCAGGACAAGCUGAGCACCCUGGAGAGCCUGUCCAGCCAGCACCAGAACGUGCUGGAAUCCAGCGCCAAGAAGCACCAAGAGACAGUGGAGCGGCUGCAGCAGGAGAAGGCCAUGCUGGAGGUCAAACUGCAGGCCCAGGAAAAAGAGGCACGCGAGUCCAUACAGAAGGCUGAAGAGUCCACUCAGAAGCUGGGUGUUCUAGAGGAGGAGCUGGGUGGCAAGGUAGCAUGGAUGACGCACAUUAUACAGACCAAAUUACCAUUCAAUGACACAGAAAAGCGUGAACUGAAUGCCCUGAACGUGCCUACACAUGACAGAAAGCAUCAAGUAAGUUCAGUAUUAAACAUGGAGAAAUGCAGCCAUGACAGGCAUGAACUGUGCGCGGGACUGUCCAACCUGCACACCUACACCGAGCAGAGGUCUAAGAUCUUCCCCGUCGACUCCACAACAGGACCCAUCAGCGCUGUCAACCAGAAGUUUUGUAGCUACCUCCAUGAGAAUGCAUCCUACCUACGUCCGGUGGAGCAGGCCUUCAAGAACUUCCUUGACAACAUUCGAGAGGAAUCACUCACAACUCUAGAAACUGCCACAGAACUCCAAGAUUUCUCAGCCAAGUUCAGCAAGUACAUUGCCUACCUAGAGAAGCUUCUACCCUACCAACUACUUAGCCUGGAGGAGGAGUGUGCUUUAUCCACUUGCCCGCAGACGCUGGAGUCCCGCAACAUGGAGCUCCACGCCUCCUUCAAGAAGCUCACCGCCGCCCUCGCCAAGCUGGACACCUACCUCGCGGUCCUGGCCGCCGUCAGCACCCAGUCGUGUGACUACCCACAGGCCAAUCACAGGAUGUUCUUUGAGAAGCUGUCCGAGUGCUGCCAGAACCUCUCCAACGUCAUGAAAGAUGUGUCAAAGAACUACAACUUCAAAGUGUCGCUAGAACACCAACUUCCCACUGCAUCUCAGAAGUUGAGAACCACAGAUGAGUGUGUCGUGUCAUCCCUUAUAUCGCUGGUCACAUGUACGGGCAAGAUUGCCAAUUUCACCAAGAGCAACCUGGAGUUUCUGUCCACCCCACCCGGUUUCCGGACGAGGGGCCACACCUUCAUCGGCACCAGUCAGUUUGAGGGGGCCAUCUCAUCGCCCGCUGUAACUGCCCUGAGGCAGAAAGCUGUCAACUACAUGACGGCGUUGUCUAAGCCCUGCCCCGACUCUGUGCCUUAUGAGCGGGCACUGCGCAACCAGCGCAUCCUGUUGAGCUCCACUGAGAGCCAGACGGGACUGGCCCAGCAGCUGGCCAAGACCAGUGAGAAGAUGAGCCAGCUGGAGCAGGACCGGGAGCACUGGAAGCUGGAGGCCCAGCUGGUGCAGAUCAAGCUCACUAAGGAGUCUCAGAAAUGCGUUGUUUUGGAGGCUGAACUGAAGAGAUUGCGCUCCGGUGGUAAAGUGACCAGUCCGAUCGACCAGGAGUCCAUGGUGGCCCAAGCCAUGGCCAAGGCCGUGGAAGUGGACACCAUACCCAGCAGGGCCCCGGCCAAGGGCAAGACAGAACCUCAGGUGGACACUUCCAUGCUCGGCCAACUUGAGGGGAUCACCAUGGACUUCGGCGAGAGCGACGAGACGUCACGGGAGAACCUGAUCAAGUCCCACUACACCACACGCCUGGCCCAGCUGACCGCCCAGCGACAGGUGGUAGACGGAAAGGUGGUCAACUUCAGCUCCGAGUGCCGAGCAUUACAGAAACGUCUUGCCUUGGCCGAGAAAGCCAAAGAGAAACACGUGGAGGAACUGCAGACUGCCCACAAGAAUGUCACACAGCUCCAGGAUGAGCUUCAGACCACGACGCGGAGCUACGAGAGCCAGUUGAGCAUGAUGAGCGAGCACCUGUGUAGCAUGAACGAAAAACUGACGGCGCAGAAGGACCAGAUCGAUGCCCUCAAACUAGCUGCCAAACCCAACAAGAAAGGGAAAAGCAAGUAGUUAAGCGGUUCUUCACAUCGCUGAGGAAACUGCAGGUAGGGUGUUUGGCAGUAGCCCAGCAUUCUGUGGACACGCAGCUGUCUUCUGAUGAUGCCAUUAUACGACAUUAAGAGGACAGAUAAGCCUCAUUUUGAUUUGUUCUGCUCCUAGUAGUGUACCAUGGACUUGUACCAUAGUACAAUGGGGCAAGUGACAUGGCCAAUAGUGGGAGCUUGUAUCAUGGGAAAGUACCAUGGAAGGACUAGUACCAUGGGCAACAACUAUGGGCUUGCACCAUGGGUUUGCACAAGGGACUGGUACCAUGGGAUAGCAUCUUGUUAUUUUACACACCACACAGCUUGUGCAUUCACAAAUAUGGCCAUGUGAAGACCGCACACUUACUGUACAGGCACCAGUUGUAUGGCACCUGUCUUAUGCUAGUUCCUAGUUCAAGAAAUCUGCCCCACUGGAACAAUCAAAUGCUGUGGUGUCAUUGAACACACGUAUGUGUGCAGAAUGUUGUAAACCAGUAAAAAAAGGAGGCAAAUGAAAGACCAGAGCUUGAUCAAACAUUAUAUAUGUUGUACAGCAAUGUGACAGGCAGUGAUUUUCAUAUAGUCUCAAAAUGAUCAGCCUUUGAAAAUGGAGUUGCUGUGACCAAGAAGAAGCCACUUGGAGGUUGUUUUGAACGGGAGUUGUUUCUACUUGUAAUUGUGCCCUUUGCUUUAUGGGUCAUUCUAUGAAUUUGGGGUCCAAAAGUGUGACAUUUUUGCCUCCCCUGAUCAGUGUUGUAGUCGAGCCCAUCACAAGACCAGAUAAGACUUGAAGCUCUGCAUGGUGGAAGUACUAAAUUAGGCAAGGCUUGCGGUUGCUCCAGGUACAAGGAAGAAUCUCUUCUAUGAGUGUGUGGUUCUGAGCAGAACCGAUGGUGAACACUUGACGUUUUGAAAAGUAUGCUCUGUUCGUCUUCAGGAGGAUCACAAGACCAGUCACUAUAAGACCAGUUUAAGACCAGACACAAGACCUUGCACAAGACCAGUCACAAGUAACAGUGUGAACAGCGACAAAGGAAUGCAUUUGUUGCAGUUCAGUGGAAUAGCUUAUGCUUGAAAUCAGAGUGAUAGCCGUGUGUUUAAUCUGAUUAUAUUUAUAUAACUCAAAUUAAAACAAAAUGUGACAAAAUACAUGUUUUUCCAGAGCCGGUCA